Messenger RNA from Ascoidea rubescens DSM 1968, 1871 nucleotides. RefSeq names its product S-adenosyl-L-methionine-dependent methyltransferase. Gene Ontology annotation, biological process: cellular response to biotic stimulus. The record is from RefSeq and is a predicted model, not a curated record. The annotation marks the transcript as partial. NCBI's taxonomy places the organism in Eukaryota, Fungi, Ascomycota, Saccharomycetes, Ascoideales, Ascoideaceae. The transcript has a single exon.
CAAUGGCUUCCUACGGCGACUUUCAGUUCAUUGCAACCCCAGCUUCUGCUGUAAGAGACGUUUCUUCCACCCAGUUUGGCAUUAGAACCACUGACUAUCCUGCUAUCAAAAAUGCCCCAUUGCCUGCUGAUGGUCCAAGCACAAAGCACUUUUCCAACUUGGUCUUAAUUGGUUUGGCUUUGCUGAUUCCCUACUACAUCAAGUACAAGCUAGGUGGUGGUUUGUUCACCUUUGUUUUCUUUUUUAUUCUCACCAUUAUUCCUGUGUUGAUGGCCUACUGGACUGUCAUGUCCAACUUCUCUCCAAGAUUGAAUGAAAAAGUUACUUUCCCAGGCAAAAAUGUUGAGGACUAUCUAGAAUUCCACACAGACGACUUGAAACAAAAAUACUCCGGUUCAAAUAAAAUACCUUGGGAAACCUUUCACGAAUUGUAUUUCGAUGGGAAAGUUUCCUUUAAAGGCGACGCUUUGCAAAUUCUAGAAUAUAGACAUGACUGGUCCAAAUUUAGUUUCACUUUAUCCCUUUUCAGAUAUUUCUUAAUUGAAAUGAUCCCCGAGGUCAUCUUGCACACUAGAUCUCAAGAUGAAGAACAAGUUAGAGACCAUUAUGAUCGUGGCGACGACUUCUAUACUUGGUUUUUAGGUCCCAGAAUGGUCUACACUUCUGGUGUCAUUUCCGAUAUUACAAGAGAGGAAACGUUGGAAGAAAUGCAGGAUAACAAAUUGAAGAUUGUCUGUGAAAAGAUCAAUUUGAAAAAAGGUGAAAGAUUAUUGGAUUUAGGUUGUGGUUGGGGAACUUUGGCAGCUUUUGCUUCUUCUCAAUAUGGUGCUCGUGUUACUGGUAUCACUUUAGGUGUCAACCAAACUAAAUGGGGUAAUAACCAAUUGGCUCAUUAUGGUGUUUCAAAAGACCAAUCUGAAAUCUUAUGUCUUGAUUAUCGUGAUACCCCAGUUCCUCAAGGCGGUUACAAUAAAAUCACUUGUCUUGAAAUGGCUGAACAUGUAGGCAUCAGAAAAUUUGGUUCUUUCUUACAACAAGUUUAUGAUAUGCUAGAUGACGACGGUUUGUUUUUUCUCCAAUACGCCGGUAUUAGAAAACACUGGCAAUAUGAAGAUUUAAUCUGGGGUUUAUUCAUGAACAGAUAUAUCUUUCCAGGUGCUGAUGCCUCAACUCCUUUAGAUUUUGUCAUUUCGAAAUUGGAAGGCACAGGCUUUGAAGUUGUAUCAAUCGAUAAUAUCGGUGUUCAUUAUUCUGGUACUCUUUGGAGAUGGUACCGUAAUUGGUUAGGCAACAGAGAUAAGGUUGUCAAUAAAUAUGGUAUCAAGUGGUUUAGAAUUUGGGAAUUCUUUUUAGCUUCUUCAACUAUUAUUUCAAGACAAGGUUCAGCUACUUGCUAUCAAAUUGUUUUAAGAAAAAAUAUCAACUCUUAUCAUAGAGUUGAGUAUAUUCCACAUCAAAAGGGUUUGCUUGCUAAUCUUAAAGAUAAAACACCUUGGUUUUAAUUAAAAUGAACCAACUACAAAAAAGAUGAAAAUAAAAAAAAAAGAUAUUUCUUAACAGAGAAAUAGUCAACUUCAUUCAGUAUACAUAUAUAUGUAUAUAUUUAGAUCGAUAUAUAGAUUAAUAUUUAGAUCAAUAUUCUUGGAUUGGUUUUCUUAAAUAUAUUCAAUAAAUUUUUAACUCUAUUUCAUUCUAUCUCAUUUCUGUUUCCAUUUCCAUUUUCAUUUUCAUUUUCAUUUUCAUUUAUAUUUAACUUUUCUCCUUCCUUUGCACUAUUAUUCCUCGAACAACACCCAUUAUUGCAUUGAACAAUAACACUUCUUCUCCAAUCUCAACUUCUUUAAGUGGCACAACAUCUUCUUCAAUCAAAU